ACAUAACUGCCACAGCAGGUUAGGCCAAGCUCAGUCACUAACUGCCAUUAGUAAAGUAAGGGCUUUGCAGGGUGCUGGGAAGAUGAGAAGAAAGCAUCCAAGAAUUUUGGGAAGUCUACGACAUCCUCUCCCCCCUCAGACUCCCCCAUCCUCUGUUUAUCCAACCAGCAUUCGCCUCUUCCCAUCUCAGCCGUCCACCCCUCAACCUUCUUGUCAUACGAAUCCUCUGUCUGUUUUCUACCCGACCUAUUUCCCUCCUCUAAAGAACACUUCCUACUUCCCCACCUUUAUGAUCAUUUUGCCCAGCUCCUCCUGUGUAGACAAACUUUCUUCUAAGCACCGUGCUCUCUUCAAACCCUCUUCCUAUUUGUCUACCCUCAUGACUACUUCUCCCAAAAGAGCACCGCUGGAGAAUUGUCUAGUCUCUCUUUCUCAUCAGGAAGCUGGUUACCUUCAGUCAGAUUGGGAGUUGAGGAAGAAUUCUCCAGGCACAGCUCCUGGAAUUGGAGAAGACAGAUGGGACCCCACACCCUUGGAAACCUGCAGUGAUGGAACCUCACAUUUCCAAGUAACUCCAGGACCCGCAGAAGAUGUUACUGUCUACAAAGCUAAGACAAAACACUUGGGACAAGAUGAUUCUCAGGUGCUGCAUGCUUCCCAUGCAGCCAUUCUGGGUAUAAAAUAAAGCAGAUGCGAUUCACAGGAAUAAAUGUUAUUAUUAAUAACUGAA
Messenger RNA from Mesocricetus auratus (golden hamster), 730 nucleotides. RefSeq lists its product as uncharacterized. The transcript has 3 exons. Lineage: Eukaryota; Metazoa; Chordata; Mammalia; Rodentia; Cricetidae. The coding region runs from base 83 to 685 and encodes 200 amino acids. The record is from RefSeq and is a predicted model, not a curated record.